Messenger RNA from Populus nigra (black poplar), 2321 nucleotides. Its product is annotated as NAC domain-containing protein 75-like. The coding region runs from base 396 to 1766 and encodes 456 amino acids. Gene Ontology annotation, cellular component: nucleus. NCBI's taxonomy places the organism in Eukaryota, Viridiplantae, Streptophyta, Magnoliopsida, Malpighiales, Salicaceae. The record is from RefSeq and is a predicted model, not a curated record. Gene Ontology annotation, biological process: regulation of DNA-templated transcription. The transcript is spliced from 7 exons. Gene Ontology annotation, molecular function: transcription cis-regulatory region binding; DNA-binding transcription factor activity.
UGCCUUUUGCUUUUGUAGUCAAGCCCUCAAAACAAAAGGUGUAUGAGAGAGAAGGUUCUUAAGCUUUAGAAAAUCCAACUCUGUGUUUUUUUUUCUUUCCUUCUUUCUAUCUCGUAUAAACUGCUUACAGCAGGUUACUUAAAUUAACAAAGGCUCUUAAAGGUGAGUACCCUAGCUGCUUUUCCUUUAUCUCACUGGCUUCAGUUAAAGUAGCGACUACAGAGAGCGAUUUCUGGUGAUUUCCAUGGUUAAAGCAGCAGAUAUAUAGCUAGCCGCGGGGAUAUGAGUAGCAAGCUGUUGUUCCGAGCUGAUAAAUUGAAGAAAGAUUUUAAGAGUUAUACGUUUGGGAGAAGGAAGAUAUAAUAUAGCAUCAGCUGUGUGAUCGAAAACGAGCCAUGACUACUAAGAGUAAUAUGGCUUCCAUCAGCAGCUCUAAUCUCAUCGAUGCAAAGCUUGAAGAGCAUCAGUUGUGUGGAUCCAAGCAGUGCCCUGGGUGUGGACACAAGCUGGAAGGAAAGCCGGAUUGGUUAGGUCUACCAGCAGGAGUGAAAUUUGAUCCAACAGACCAAGAGCUUAUAGAACACCUUGAAGCGAAGGUAGAGGCCAAAGACAUGAGGUCUCACCCUCUGAUAGAUGAGUUUAUCCCUACAAUCGAAGGGGAAGAUGGGAUUUGUUAUACCCAUCCUGAGAAACUUCCAGGAGUCACAAGAGAUGGGCUAAGCAGGCAUUUCUUCCACAGACCUUCGAAAGCUUACACAACUGGAACAAGAAAGAGAAGAAAAAUUCAAACCGAAUGUGACUUGCAAGGUGGAGAAACUAGGUGGCACAAAACAGGCAAGACAAGGCCAGUAAUGGUGAAUGGGAAACAAAAAGGGUGCAAGAAAAUCCUAGUCCUCUACACCAAUUUUGGCAAAAAUCGAAGACCCGAAAAGACUAAUUGGGUCAUGCAUCAGUACCACCUUGGUCAGCAUGAAGAAGAGAAAGAAGGAGAGCUUGUGGUUUCUAAGAUAUUCUAUCAGACACAGCCAAGGCAAUGCAAUUACACUGAUAGAAGUGCAACCCUUGGUGAAGGAAGCAGCGACCCUAGCAGCAGAAGAGACAGUGGUAGUGGGAGUUGUUCUUCUAAAGAAAUAAUUCCUCAAAGAGACGAAAUCUCAGGAACUGGGCCAGUUGCUGCGUCAAUAUCAAGUUGCACUGCCUUGGAUAUUCAUCAAUUGAAAUCUGAUCAUUUUGGCUUUACUCCGUUCAGGAAGAGCUUCGAUGAGGUGGGGAUAAGAGAGGCUUCAGUAGCAAGGGAAGCCUCGGCGUCAGGCACAUGCGAUGAGAUUCAGGAGCAGCAUCAGAGGCCACAUCAUGUGGCCCAUGAUCCCCAUCAACAACAGCAGCUGCAGCAGCACCACCACCACCAGACGGUGCAUCACCAGAUUGCGACGGCGGCCUUCCACAUCAGCAGGCCUUCCCAUCCGAUCUCCACCAUCAUCUCUCCACCUCCCCUCCACCACACCUCCAUCAUUCUUGAUGAGGACCCAUAUCAUGUAUCCAGACUAAUGCUUCAAAACGAAAUCCAGCAACAGCAGCACCAACAGCAGCAGCAGCAUCAUCAUAAACUUGGAGGGAGGUCUGCAUCUGGUUUGGAGGAACUCAUAAUGGGUUGCACUUCAACUGAUGUAAAAGAAGAGUCAUCCAUUACAAACCCGCAAGAGGCAGAGUGGUUGAAGUACUCUUCCUUCUGGCCAGACCCUGACAACCAGGAUCAUCAUGGGUAGGACCAGAGAAUAAACAAAACCCUUACGGACACUAUCAUUAUCGUUGCCAUCAUCAUGAUUGCUUGAAGCUACCCUUAUGUUCUUUUCUAUAAGAGGACCAAGAGAUCAUCUUAUGUGGUCGCUCUUUUACUUUAUUAUUACAUGCCUAUAGGUUGGUCUAGUGGCUCUCAACUGAACUAACUGUUCAACAGUCCAUGUUGGAAAGAAAGAAAAGAAGAAGAUAACAAAGAAAGAAAGAAAAAGGAAACCAAGAAAGGCUGCUCUCUACUGACAAUAUAGAAGGACAAACAAAGACCCAAAGCAAAAUCUUCGUACAUGAAAAUCAUCACCAUCAUGAUUACGCUAUCAUCCUUUACGUGCCGGUACUUAUUAUUUUAUUUUUUAACACCUCCUGCAUAAGUUCUUUUAUUGUUAUUAGAACAGAACUAUAUAUAUAUAGCGAAUAGGUUGUGCAAAUUGCAGGAAAAACUUUGUUAAUUUAUUCUGCUUAUUUCGUCUUAAAGUAAAAGUAUAACUCUCUUCUCAGCAAUGAAAAAUGUGUUUAUGAUUUGUUUA